UAUUUGCAUUGGUCGCCAUAAAAAUGGCAGUUAAUCGCAAUGAAUCUGGGUGCUCUCUGUACAUCUCGCGGAUGCUGAAUAUUCCUAAUAAAAUUGGUGGCCUAUCGAGAUCAGAACUGAAGAGAGCAAUCCUAGAGUCCCAACCUUUGGACAACUGGAGCACGUAUCAAACGACAUAUGGACUGGUCGUCUCCUUCUGUUCAGAGGCCGAUGCCGACAAAUUAAUUGAGUCCACAAAUUUCUCAGAGAUCUUCCGAUCCCCAGUCCAAGUCGUGAAAUUUCGAGCGUGCGGUUCACAUUAUAAACAAUCAAUUUUUCUUCACGAUGUACCCUGGGCUAUUCCUCUGGAAGAUUUAAGUUCUGCUCUAAAUAAACAAGGGAUUACCUCAGCGACUCUUGACAGAUGCCAGUACCACAUCAGAAUAAAAAUUCCUGAUGUGUCGGACUACGAAAAACUUAUUCGUGAGGGACUAGAUUUCUUCGGGAUCUGUCGCUUCAACGCCCUUCCAGCAGUUGUCACCGAAGAUUUCUGCAGAAUAAUGAAUCCAACGAGAGGUCUGAAUGAGGAACUCACCUCCAAGGAUUACCCCCAGCAAUCUGGAAAGUCAAUCCUCCAGUGUUAUCGCUGUCAGGGUUUCUGGCACAUCGCUGCCAAUUGCAGACAAUCCCCAAGAUGCGUUCGAUGUGGAGACGCACAUUACGUUGACUUCUGCCCCAGAUCUCGGAAUAACCCGAUCUGCUGUCAUUGUCUGGGUCCACAUCAUGCGGGUAUUGAUCCACUUGCACGUUGAUAAUAUCCGGGGGAAAAUGAGAGCUCAAUUCAAUAG
Molecule: messenger RNA, 827 nt
Organism: Fopius arisanus
Lineage: Eukaryota; Metazoa; Arthropoda; Insecta; Hymenoptera; Braconidae
Exons: 3
Coding region: 24-791 (255 amino acids)
Source: RefSeq, a predicted model, not a curated record